UCCAAAGGACAUCAAGGGCCCACCAUAUCCCAAGUCCCACGUGUAACAAAAACAAAGCCUUCGUGUGCAUAUAUCCAACGCCUGAAAAAGGAGGCAAUAGGUGUGAAAGUAGAAUGGCCGUACAUAUAUCCAACUACCCUAUAACCGUUUCCGUCCGCCGGAUCUCUCUCUCCCAGCCUCCUGGCGACCGGAAAGAAGCCCCGCCGGAACUUUCGCCCCGGCGAGAGAGAUCUCCGGCGGAGGACUUCGCUCCGCUCGCCGGGGUUUUCCGGAGGCGGCUCCUUGCUGGCGUAGGUUCGGCUUCUCUGGUCGCCGUCGGGGCCAAUUUCGCCGGAGUCACGAGCUUCCUUCUCGGUUUCUCGCCUGAAAUCGGCCGGAGAUUGAAACUCGACGUCCUUUAUCCGGUCGAGGGCUACAGCCGUUGCUUGGAAACCAACGAAGGAUUUGAAUUCAUCUACCCAGCGAACUGGGUUGGAGAUCAGAGACUGUUGUACAGAGCAGCUGGAAAGGCAGAGUUAGAGAGAUCGCUUGAUCCCCCGCCCUUGAGUGAUAAAAAAUCUGUUCGUCCUCCGAAGAAGAUUAAUGAGCCUAUAGUCGCGUUUGGCCCACCAGGGUCCAAUGGUGAGCUUAACGUCAGUGUCAUCGUUUCUCCGGUCCCUCUUGAUUUCUCAAUUGAAGCUUUUGGCGGUCCGAAGGAGGUUGGAGAGGCUGUGAUUAGGACAAUUUCUGGGUCUGGGCGAAGCCCGGAUAUUAAUGUGACUCUAAUAGAUUCGGCCCUGAGAGAGGAUCCUUCAAGGAAAAUCAACUACUAUAAGUUGGAAUUCAGAGUACAGAGCUCUUCAUUUCUCCGUCACAAUGUCGCUGUCUGUGCCUCAUGUGAGGGCCGUUUGUUUACUCUAAAUGCUCAGGCGCCAGAGUCCGCAUGGCCAGAGGUUAGGGAGGAGUUUCAUACGAUUGCUGAUUCUUUCAGUCUCACCUCGGAAGGAAAAUCUCUCUCUUAAGCUCUUUAUCUCUUCAUUUGUAAUAGUUCAGCAUUUGGUCUUUUAAACAUCCCGAAUGCGCGAUGUUGUAAUGAUUUUCAUAGUAACAUUUAUGACAAAAAGUUAUUAAUGGGGCCCAUCCAAGUGGGCCACGAUGUAAUCAGUC
Messenger RNA from Magnolia sinica, 1146 nucleotides. Its product is annotated as psbP domain-containing protein 7, chloroplastic. The transcript is spliced from 3 exons. Gene Ontology annotation, biological process: photosynthesis. The record is from RefSeq and is a predicted model, not a curated record. Bases 114 to 1001 code for a protein of 295 amino acids. Gene Ontology annotation, cellular component: photosystem II; photosystem II oxygen evolving complex; extrinsic component of membrane. Gene Ontology annotation, molecular function: calcium ion binding. Lineage: Eukaryota; Viridiplantae; Streptophyta; Magnoliopsida; Magnoliales; Magnoliaceae.